AUGACUUCUAAGCCGAGAACUCUGCUCGAUUUGCCUGUAGAAGUUGCGAAUCAAGUUCUGGAAAAACUGGAACCCACUAACCUGCCGAAAAGUGUGUCGAAGUUUACGGAGUGCAAUUGAUAAAAACAUUCAUUUCAACAAAAUCUCAAUUGAAUUGUGGAGUAACAGCGUUUCGUUUUAUUUCGACAAAAUUGAAAUCACCUACCGUAAUGCAUUUAAUAGUGGAUCAUAUAUGGAGUACAAUGGGCAACGAAAAACCAUAGAAGGUGUAAACUAUAUGGAAGCAGCUUUCACCGACUUGAAGAUACUUCUGAAGAAUGCAUUGGAUUUAACAAUUUACGGCAGAGUAAAGGAAAGGCUCACUGUCAGCUUUCUUGCAGAUAUCCUGAAGGAGAAUGUAAAUAUCCACGUGAAAACUUUAACUCUGUAAUUUCAUUUUGGGAAGUUUUUGAAAUUGGCCAACUUGAGAAGAUCACUCAUUUGGACCAAUGGAAGAACGCGAAGAAAUUCAAACUUUGGGAUUCUUGGUUUAAUUGUGAAUAUAUCGAAUAUCUCUUUCAUUUUGAAGAUUUUGCUAUUGAAACUGAUGAAUUUCCAAUACAAAGUGCGAUUAAAGUUAGAGAUGAUCUCUUGCAAAGAUGUACGUUCCAGAUAUGCACAAUUUUUGUUCUAAAACUCAACUUGAAGCCUGUUGAACUUGCAAGAGUAUUUCAACCGGAUUAUACUGGUGGCGAUGAGUUCACCCUGGAGUAUUCAAACGGGAAUUCUGAAUUUGAAAUAAAUUUUGGAGAUUGUCCCUUUGAGGGUCACCUUUGGGAGUUUGAAAUCAAAAGAUGCUGA
Messenger RNA from Caenorhabditis elegans, 840 nucleotides. Lineage: Eukaryota; Metazoa; Nematoda; Chromadorea; Rhabditida; Rhabditidae. The record is from the annotation of a RefSeq genome assembly.